Triticum urartu is the source of this 2569-nucleotide messenger RNA. Lineage: Eukaryota; Viridiplantae; Streptophyta; Magnoliopsida; Poales; Poaceae. The record is from RefSeq and is a predicted model, not a curated record.
UGAGCUAGAGCUCAAGCCGAGCAUGGCCCAGGCCGUGAUUGGAGCGAUGGGCACCCUCCUGCCCAAGCUAGCCGACCUAAUAACCAAGGAGUACAACCUUCAGAGGGGUGUCAGGGGCGAGAUCAUGUUCCUCAAAGCCGAGAUGGAGAGCAUGGAGACAGCUCUCCUCAGGAUUUCUGAGGCGCCAAUCGACGAGCCACCGGACAUCCAAGUCAAGCUUUGGGCCAAGGCUGUGAGAGACUUGUCAUACGAUCUGGAAGAUAGCAUCGACAAGUUCAUGGUGCGCAUUGAAACUCAUGGCCGACCAGAGAAGUCCCAUGGUUUCAGGGAUUUCAUUGAUAAGAGCCUCAGCCUGCUGACCAAGGGCAAGAUUCGCCACAAGAUCGGCAUUGAUAUCAAAGACAUCAAGAGCCGCAUCAACGAGGUCAGCGAGUGGCGUGAUAGGUACAAGGUUGACGGUGUGGCCGCUGCCAAGCCCGUUGGUCCAACUACUGAUACCCUUCGCCUAUCAGCCUUGUAUAGAAAGGCCACGGAGCUCGUUGGGACUGACGAGAAGAGCGUUGAGGUAAUCAAGAUGCUGACUGAGGGAGACGAGGUUUCCAAGAAACAGCUGAAGGUGGUCUCUAUUGUUGGAUUUGGUGGAUUAGGCAAGACCACCCUUGCUAAUGCAGUCUAUGAGAAGCUGAAAGUGCAAGACGAUAAUCAAGAACUGCAAUUCGAUUGUUCAGCUUUUAUUUCCGUGUCUCUUAAUCCUAACAUGGAGCAGAUUUUCAAGAGCUUGCUCCAUCAACUUGACAAGCAUAGGAUCCAGAACACCAAUGAGGCAUUGUGGGGCGAAGAACAACUCAUCCGUGAAAUAAGAACAUUUCUUGAAAACAAGAGGUACUUGAUUGUUAUUGAUGACGUAUGGGAUAAGUCCGUCUGGGAAAACAUCAAAUAUGCGUUGAUUGACAAUGAAUAUGAAAGUAGAGUAAUCACAACAACUCGCAUCCUUGAUGUUGCCCAGCAAGCUGGUGGUGUCUAUCGGCUGAAUCCCCUUUCUGUUGUGGACUCAAGAAAGUUGUUCUAUUAUAGAAUAUAUGAUAUGGAGAACAAGUCACCACCUAGUCAAUUGGUUGAAGUAUCUGAGAACAUUUUAAAAAGAUGUGGGGGUGUGCCGCUAGCUAUCCUUACAAUAGGUAGCUUGCUGUGCAACAAAAAGGGAAGAGCACAUACACUUGAGUAUUGGUCCAAGGUGCAGAAAUCUAUCAGUUCAGGGCUAGACAAUAAUCAUAAUGAUGUGAAGAACAUGAGAAGGAUAUUAUCAGUCAGUUACUCUAACCUACCUCCACACCUAAAGACUUGUUUACUGCAUCUUAGUCUAUACCCAGAGGAUUAUAAGAUUGCAACAGAACAACUGAUAUGGAAAUGGGUGGGUGAAGGUUUUGUGAAAAAAGAACAGGGGAGGAGCUUGUAUGAAGUAGGAGGGGAUUAUUUGGAUGAGCUCAUUAAUAAAAGUUUGGUCCAACCUGUAAAAUUUGACAAUGCAAAUAAAGUGCGCUCCUGUCGUGUGCACGAUAUGGUGCGUGACCUCAUCAUUUCCUUGUCAAAUGAGGAAAAUUUCCUAACAACAAUAGGUGGUCCGCAAUCAGAGUAUCUACCAAGUAAGAUCCGCCGACUGUCCAUCCAGCCCUGCAUUCAAGAAGUAGCUAAUCAGUUGUCAACCAUGGGCUUGGCCCAUGUGAGGUCACUUAGUGUGUCUAGUCCAGCUUUUAGUUUAUUGCCAACACUGUCGGGUUUUCCAGUCCUACGUGUGUUGGACUUAACUGACUGCUGGCAGGUGGAUAAUAAUAGUUGGAAGGAUAUCUGCAAUUUGUUUCACCUGAGAUAUUUGAGUUUAAAGGGAACUUGUAUCACUCGGAUCCCGAAAGAGAUUGGAAAUCUGCAAUUUCUGCAAGUGCUGGAUAUCAGGUGCACUGAAAUAGAAGAAGAGCUGCCGUCAACCUUGAUUCAACUAACACAACUGUUGUUAUUCUGCAUGCCUGAUAGCAUCUCUUGUGCAGUGCCUAGGUGGAUGUGCUCCAUGUCUUUCCUCUUCUCUCUAAGUAUCACACUUGAAACACUUGGAGAGGAGGACCUUCAUGUACUUGGGAAUGUACCAUUUCUCAGUGAACUGUACAUACAAGUGAAGAAACCUACACAGGGUAGAGACAAACGGUUGGUCAUUGACAAUGCUUAUCCAUUUCGGUGUCUAAAGAGGUUUAGUGUCAAGGGUGACACCAUGGAGUUGAAGUUUGCACAAGGAACCAUGCAAAGUCUAAAUACCCUCCUGUUCGGUUUAGAGAAUGUGCAUGACACAAUGCUUCAGCUUGGAGAUCUUGUAUUUGGUUUAAAUAAUCUCUCUUUGCUUGAGCAUAUUGUUGUUGAGCUACCCUUCCACGGAGAAGACACUGAGACUCAAAAGGUGAGAAAUGCUAUUCAGAAAGAGGUCGAGAUGAAUCAAAACAUGCCCAUACUAACAUUCACAGAAGCAGGCAGUGACGAAUAUUGGAAGUAUACGCUUGCUUCUAUUCUUUUUAACCUUACAUAA